Molecule: messenger RNA, 1101 nt
Organism: Phaeoacremonium minimum UCRPA7
Lineage: Eukaryota; Fungi; Ascomycota; Sordariomycetes; Togniniales; Togniniaceae
Product: putative duf1772 domain containing protein
Exons: 4
Coding region: 1-1101 (366 amino acids)
Molecular function (GO): protein binding
Source: RefSeq, a predicted model, not a curated record
AUGGUUUCAAUCGGCACAGAGGUGUCUCACCAGAUGAUGAUGGACACCAUGGUGGAUGACACCAUCAAUCGCUCACAUGAGUUGACGGCGGAGGCAGGUGCGAGUUCGACCCCUGAAUUUUCGGCUGUCAUGCCGGCUGCCAUGUCCAACUCACAACACGGCGCAGGCAGUGAUGAUCAAGCACAUCUAAACCCAGAGAAUGCCUCAAUCUUCAAUCAAGAUAUGGGAGAUGCUGUUGAGGUCCGCCGGCUACUUGUCACGCAAGAGGGGUCUGAGGCUGCCGAAUCCUCCUCGAAAAGCAAUGAUGAACUCGUUGCAUCAGACUUCAAGGUAGUGGAGUCUGAUGAUGAAAACAAGGAGACAUGCCUCACCACAAGCCCUGAGAGAGAGCCUGGAUCAAUCCGCACCUGGACCUACGACGGGUACAAAUACAUUGCGCUAGCUCCUAUUUCACUGAGCACUGCAUCACCUUCAUCUGCAAUGUCAAGAGACAGCUCUCAAGAGCCGAGUCCCGUAUCAGAACCUGCGUCACCUUCCGAGGAUGCCAUGAGCCCUAUUCCCGAUCAGGUAACAAACGGUGAUGACUCAGGGCCGGAAAGUUAUCCAAAAUCUGUGCCUUCUUCCUCCCCUGCCCUCGAUGUUAGGACUUUCGCCAACGAUCUCAUUUAUGUGGGCAAAUCCAACAUCAAAGGUGCUGGCUUCGGCAUGUUCGCAGCUCGAGAUAUCUCGGAUGGACAACCCAUUUUGUUGGAGAAGCCCCUGCUCAGAACUACUUGGAUGAACCUGUUCAAGAGCUUUGAUAAGCUCAAGGAGGACCAGCAGGCCAUCCUCCUCAGCCUGGCUCGCUUUCAUCCCCGAGAAGACGCCGAUCCUGUCGAGCAGAUGUUCAACGCGAACUCCUACGUAUGGGAUGACCGUCGCAAAAUGGUUGUGUUCACCGCUGCCAAAGACAUCUCUGCCCAUGAAGAACUCCUCAUCUCUUACAAUUCGGACAUUGCAGUCAUCAAGAAUCGUUUUGGAUUCACCUGUACAUGUGCCAAGUGCUCUUCGAGAACUGGCAAUGGAGGGGGUAAUACGUUGCGACCAGGUGAAUUCUACUGA